UACCGAGAAAAAAAAUUGUCUGUCUGAUUGCGUGUGUUGAGGCUGAAUUAACAAGAAAUAAAAAAAAUAUCUUUUAUUUGUUGAAACUGAUGUUUCGUGAAUUCGAUACAUACUUUAAUUUAAAAGUGCUUUGACUGGACAAUAAAAGACCUCGGAAUACGUAGUGAUUUACAUAAUAUAAUUUUCAUUUAACGUGUGUUGCUAAUCUCGGUGGUUUCGCAGGAAAGUUGGUACCUACACAAUCAAUUUGUUGACGAAUUGAAAUGUGUCCAUAUUCAGUCGCGGCUCGCGAGUGGAAAAAUUUGUUCGUAAUCACAUACCCGGGUAACCCGUGACAAUGAAAUCACUGGCGUACCACCAUAAAUUCAAAAGAUAGAUAUAAAGAACGAUGUAUUUUUUCAAUAUAGACGGUAACUGCGUUUUCGUAUAGAAGCUUUUGUCAUCAAUUCGUAAUGUAAGUAUUGGAACGAGCGCAAGCCAUUCGGUUGCCAUUUUCCGACAUGGGAGAAUUCCGUACGGUUUUUAUCAAAUACAGUGAAUAAUGUGGUGAAUUGACAACAUAACGCAUAGUUAUAUGCGCCGUAUGUGCGCGGUGCGAGUCGAUAUCUAUCACGCAGAUCUGAGGUCAGUGAUUUCGUGUUUCAUACCUAUGUGUAAUGUAUCUGUACAUUAUAAAAUAAGUGUCUACACGGGGAAAUGGUGGCAGAGUGAGAUGGUGACAUUAAUGUGUUAGUGUAAAUCAAUAUUGAAGUUAUUAUUAGUGUGGUGUUUGAUUGAAGAAGUUACGUGGUGUCUUUUGAGUGUCCGGUGCUGAAAGCCGUAAGCUCUGAUCUGUGCAUUGUGAGCUGCAUGUAUUGUGUAAACUAAAAUCAAUACCGUUACUGCUCCUACCUUAUUGACAUGAAGUUAGCCUAUAACUGUGGACAUUAGUGAAGAGGAAUUCCCUUGGAGGCUUAAAAAUACGAUAAAAGUGAACCAAGGACAUCCUUCGCCUUAAGUGGAAAUUGUUUUUUGUUGAUGUGUCGUAAAUAUUUUUGAUAAGUAGUGAGUACUCGUAGUGUUAUUUUGCAUCCAUCCAACAACAAUGAGGAACAAGAUGUCAUAUAAUCAUAAUUAAUAAUACGAAGGCCAUUAUCUAUAUCGAAAUAAACAUGGCUGUUAAGAAGAAUGAACUCGGCCAAGACAAUGACAGCAAGCUGGAUCUCAAGGCGCUUGGGAAGUACUUACAAAUGAUGAAUGAGCAGCUUAUUUAUUUACCUCGCCCGAAUGAGCUCAUCAAAAAUUGCCAAGAUAUAGUACAAUGUCUUACCACAGCGACAGGUCAAGAGGAGGGCUUGUGGCGUCUGCUGCGCUCUGUGGAGACCUUUUUACUGCGUGUAAUGAACGCUGUGAACAGCGGCUUGCGUCACGAGAUCAUUACCGCGGUGUUAGAUCAUUUGUAUUCGCUGAUUUCUGAUCCUCUGAGCGUCGCCAGCCCAGCGACGUCUGCAGUGCUAGUAGUGUUGGACGGUUUGGACAAUGAGGGCGUGCUGUCGAACGCCCGCUGGCUGGUACAACAGGGGGCCAACAGCCCCCAAGGCGCCAGUCUGAAGGCGGCACUGUCCUGCCUUUAUACUUGGGUGUACGAUUGGCGCGGUACACCGUCGCUCGGCAACUGGGUGGUUGCGUAUAUAAAGGCUUUAGAGGAGAACGAAAGGUUCGACAUCUUGAUAGAGGUGACGGUGGAACACCUGGGGCGGUUGUUUGCAGCACUAGACGAACCAGUGUCGAUGCGACCGUCGGCCGCCAAUGUCGUGUUCCACGUGUUGCCGGCGCUGCGGGAGUCCAACGAGGCGCUAGAUAGAGUAUCGCCGCACGCGCGCGUCGUCCUCACAAGCCUGGCCUCCGACACGCGUCAGAGCAGUCGCCAGUUCCUGCAGAAUGUGGUGGACAUCCUCACGUCGAUGGUGGACAACCUUGGUGGCCAGCUCAAGGGGGACGCGCGCCAAGCGUUCAAACAGAAGCACAAGGACCUGUUCUCGUGCCUGGAAUGCCAUAUGGCGUCGCGCGGGUCCAGGUUCAAACAGCAGCAGCCGUGGAAGGCCCGCGGCGUCACCUUCUCCCCAGUGCAUCCCAAGCCUGUCGGCAGGAAGGUCGGCCUGCUGAACCUUGGCAAUACUUGUUACAUGAACAGCGUCAUGCAGGCUCUGCUUGUUACCAGGCAGUUCAGCACAUACGUGAUGCUACGCAUGAACGCUGUGCCGUAUUGGUCCAAGAUGGGCGUCCUCUUCGCCAAGAUGAUGUACUCCUACAACAACAAACUGAACCCGGACGAAUUCUUCACGGUCGUCAAGCCGCCUUUCUUCACCGUUAAUAAUCAACACGACAGCUCCGAGUUUUUGGGAUAUCUGUUCGUGUUGCUGCAAUCUUACGAGCAUUGUUCGGAUGUGAACUUCGACUACUCGCGGCCGGCGGUGCUCACCGCGGCCACCAGCCGGCUGUCCAGGGUCGUGUACUCCAAUCCAUCGCAGGCGUCCUCCUCAAGCAAUGACGACUACACCCCGCCGGUGACGCGCCGUGCAUCCUCGCCGCGACCCGGCAGCAGUGCGGCUGGUAAGUUACCAGUGGCCCUUCGUCACAUAAUCUGAUUCCAGCCGACUUCU
Messenger RNA from Manduca sexta (tobacco hornworm), 2642 nucleotides. It is a transcript of the gene DUBAI, whose product is annotated as ubiquitin carboxyl-terminal hydrolase 35-like. Gene Ontology annotation, biological process: protein deubiquitination. The record is from RefSeq and is a predicted model, not a curated record. NCBI's taxonomy places the organism in Eukaryota, Metazoa, Arthropoda, Insecta, Lepidoptera, Sphingidae. Bases 1152 to 2627 code for a protein of 491 amino acids. Gene Ontology annotation, molecular function: cysteine-type deubiquitinase activity. The transcript is spliced from 10 exons.